Molecule: messenger RNA, 767 nt
Organism: Prorocentrum cordatum
Lineage: Eukaryota; Dinophyceae; Prorocentrales; Prorocentraceae
Source: the annotation of a GenBank genome assembly
GAAUAUCGGGCUCCACAUCGAGCCGCAUCGGCGAUGCACCGGCGAUGCGCGGUGACUCCUCGACCCCAUCUGCUCUGCCCCACCUGGGAGGCCUCUACCAACGUUGCCCCUGACAUCUGGGGGACCCGCUGCUGAUGCGGGCGCAGCCCGCGGUCGAGCGGCACGAGGUGGCGUCCGAGCCAGUUUGCGGCGGCGACUCUCGACACUCGAGGAGGCCAUGGGCGUUUAUGGGGGCAUCGGCAUCGCCGCCCCCCAGAUCGGAUGGUGGACCCGCGCGAUGUGCUUCGGAAUCAACGGCAGCAACCCGCGGUAUCCCGACGCGGGCUCCGUGCCGUUUCAGUUCUGGGUCAACCCGGAGAUCGUGUGGUCGAGCAGCGAUACCAACUGGAUGUGGGAAGGGUGCCUUUCGGUGCCCGGGAUGCGCGGGUGGGUGGAGCGCCCCAAGGAGGUGCGGCUGAGGGGGCUUGACGAGCGCGGCGUGGAGCGGGAGGUGUCGAUGUCAGGGCUCGAGGCCCGGGUGGCCCAGCACGAGCUGGACCACCUGGACGGCACGCUGUUUCCCGAGCGCGUCACGGGUGCGCGGUUCCUGGUGCCGCAGCAGGUCUUCGAUGCGAGGGAAGGGUGGGCAGAGGACUGGCCAUCGCCCGGCAGCCGGCGCACCGGGCCAGGCGGCCUCUGCGACGAGCAGUGAUCCCCGCGAUGGAUGGCUCGCGGUGCAGCUUGGCACCCGGCUAAUUGCGGUCUCGCCUCCUGUUCCCUCUGCCCCU